This is a messenger RNA of Strongylus vulgaris, 165 nucleotides long. The record is from the annotation of a GenBank genome assembly. NCBI's taxonomy places the organism in Eukaryota, Metazoa, Nematoda, Chromadorea, Rhabditida, Strongylidae.
AUGGGUCGCAGCACAUCAACGAUGCGCAAAGUAUUUAUGUUGGAUUUUGGCUUAGCUAGGCAAUAUCUGAAUGCUAAAGGCGAAAUUCGAAGUCCACGAAGUGCUGCUGGUUUCCGAGGAACAGUACGUUAUGCGGCAGUUUCGGCACAUAAAAACAAGGUACGC